AUGAAUAUUGGACUUAAUGCUAGAGAUCUUACACCAAGUUAUGAAGCCGUUCUAAACGGGGAAGGCCUUACUUGGGUGAUUUAUGGUUAUGAUAAAGGAGGGUCAGAUCUAAAAGUUGUAGAGAAAGGAACUGGAGGUCUAGAAGAUUUAACUGAAGAAUUUGAUGAAAGUAAAAUUCAAUAUGCAUUUGUAAGAGUAGUUGAUCCUAACUGUGGAUUACCAAAACUUGUGCUUAUUGGAUGGUGUGGUGAAGGGGUUCCAGAGUACAAAAAAGGAUUUUUCAAUUCACAUUUCAAUCAAGUUUCAAAUUUUUUGAAGGGUUAUCAUCUUCAAAUUAAUGCUAGAUCUAAGACAGAUGUAGAACCAGAUUAUAUAAUGAAAAGAAUAAAUGAAAGUGGUGGAUCAAAAUAUAUGGCAAAUGUCAAUAAAAAUGCUCCCGUUAAAAAAGAUGAUCCAAUUUUACCAGUUCGCUCUGUUCAUCAGCCGGAAAAAAUACCUAAUAUGGCUGAACUACGAAAACAAAGUUCCAAAGCUAAUGAACCUAUCUUGCCAGUUCGAUCUGUUCAUCAGCCAGAGAAAAUACCCAAUAUUGCUGAAUUAAAGAAACAAACUCCCAAAGUUAAUGAACCUGUUUUACCAUUUCCGGUGAAAGUAUUCAAUGUUACGGAAUUAAAAAAACAAACUCCCAAAGAUGACGAACCAAUUUUACCAGUCCGUUCAGUUUAUCAACCCGAGAAAAUACCAGAUAUUGCUGCACUACAAAAGACUGCUCCUCAAGAUGACAUUCAACCUGUGAAUUCUGUAUAUGAACCUGUUCGUCCUCAUAAACCCAAAAAAAUAAAUAUCAAUCCACGUGAAAAGGCAGAACGUGAAGCACGUGAACGUGAAGAACGAGAAAGGGCAGAAAGUGAAGCAUAUGAACGAGAACAACAAGAAAUGGAACAAGAACGAGAACAACAGAAAAUAGAACAAGAAGCAUAUGAACGAGAACAAGAAAGGGAGCGAGAAGCAUAUGAACGAGAACAACAAGAAGCAUAUGAACGAGAGCAACAAGAAGCAUAUGAACAACAACAAAUAGAGGAAGAAAAGGAAAGAGAACGUGCUAUGAGGGAACAAGAAGAAUAUGAAAGACAAGAAUUAGAACGUCAACAAAGAGAGGCAGAAGAGGAAACUUAUCGCUUACAAGAAGAAGAAACAAUUCAGGCAUCUGAAGAAUCAACAAACCUUUGGGCGCGUGCUCUUUUUGAAUAUGAUGCGGCCGAAAGUAAUGAAUUAACAUUAGUCGAAGGGGAAUUAAUUAGAGACAUUAUUAAAUUGGAUGAUGGAUGGUGGCAGGGAACUACUGAAGAUGGUACACGUAGCGGAUUAUUCCCAGCGAAUUUUGUGGAAUUGAUUGAUCCUGAGGAAAUAUCAAAUAGAAAUAAUGAAGUCGGUUAUGAUGUAGAUUUAAAUCCUGAUGAGGUUGAACAACAAGAAGUUCCUGAAGCCGAAUCAGAAGAACAUCAUCAAGCCCUACCUUCAGCUAGGGCUUUAUAUGAUUAUUCUGCGGGAGAGCCUAAUGAGAUUUCAUUUGAAGAAGGACAAAUCAUUACCGAUAUUGAUUUCAUAUCAGAUGGUUGGUGGCAAGGUACAGAAGAAGGUGGAACUAAAGGAUUAUUUCCAGCAAAUUAUGUCGAAUUGCUUCAAUAA
Messenger RNA from Diversispora eburnea, 1689 nucleotides. The record is from the annotation of a GenBank genome assembly. Lineage: Eukaryota; Fungi; Glomeromycota; Glomeromycetes; Diversisporales; Diversisporaceae.